AUGGCUGAUCCUUGGUGUAGGGUUUCCAGAUAAUGAAAUUGUUCUUUCCUGUCUCCGUGAAGAGUCACGUGAGGACCUUCUCAUACGUUUAUUCAAAUUUGUUUAUUUUUUCGAUAAGGAUUUUCCGAACUUAGUAUAACUUCUGUCGUUACAUCUGUCGUGCAUCUAAUUCUCUCGGAUGAAAUAGUUGCCAACAACUGUUACAUUGCAGGUAAUCUACAUCCAAAUGAAGAAAGAAGCACAAUCUGAAAAGGUAGAAAUGAAUACCACUGUUGCUGAAAAGGAAAAUACUGCUGCAACGAUGAUUACAAAACCUCCCAUCAUGUCCAAAGGGAGAAUUCUGAAAAACUUGAUAGUUCUCUGUCUGGGGUACUUCUUCCUCUUCAGCUCUUACCAAGCAUUGGCUAAUCUCCAAAGCACUCUGAAUAUCGAGGAUAACUUAGGGGUGGUCUCACAAAGCGUCAUCUAUGCAGCCCUCAUAUUCUCCUCUCUCUUUCUCCCCAAACUCAUCAUUAGAAAAUUCGGCUGCAAAAUCACCCUGGUUCUGUGCACCCUCACAUACGUUCCAUAUAUAGCUGCAAAUUUCUACCCAGCUAUGGAGACGCUUGUGCCAGCGGCCAUCCUAAUUGGUCUUGGAGCAGCUCCCCUCUGGUCAGCCAAAUGCACCUAUUUAAAUGAGAUCAGUGUCCUGUAUGCAAGUCAAAGCUCGGAUACGGCUGAUGUCAUAACAGCACGCUUCUUUGGUAUCUUCUUCAUGGUUUUUCAGAACACCCAGAUCUGGGGCAAUCUUGUGUCCUUCUUCGUUUUGAGACCAUCCAAGAAUGAAGUCGCCAAUGAUGCACCGCAGAAUUACACUUCAAUCAUGAAGUCCUUUCUCAAUGAUUCGUCUAAUAUAUCCUCUGAUGAAGUAGUCUGUGGGGCGGAUUUCUGUUUUGGCAUAAACGAAAAUCUCAUACCCCCGAGCAACGAUAAGAGGUAUAUGCUGAUCGGAAUCUAUUUAGGCCUCACUCUUCUGGCCGCCAUGACCACAGCUCUGUUCUUGGAUACAAUCAAGCAGAAGAAAGAGGACGACGGCGAAAGUCUGAUCGCAAAAGUGGCUGCCACGCUGAAACACCUGAAAAAGCCGGAUCAGAUGUUUUUAGUCCCCAUCACCAUCUUCAGUGGUCUUCAGCAAGGUUUCAUUUUGGGAGAUUACUCCAAAGCUUAUGUGGCGUGUGCAUGGGGAAUGUAUCACGUGGGUCUGGUCUUCAUCUGCUUCGGCGUUGUAGAUGCUGUUAUGUCUUUUUGCGCGGGCCGCCUGGUAAAAUAUGUGUCGAGGAUGGCCAUCAUGUUCGUCGGCGCAGCCGGCAACCUCGGCGUCUGCAUCGUCCUCUUCCUCUGGGAACCGAACAGUGACCAGUCCGUAGUGUUCUUCGUGCUGGUGGGUAUCUGGGGCCUUAGCGAUGCAAUCUGGCAGACGCAACUCAACUCUUUCUACGGAGCCCUGUUCCGGAACCAAGAAGAGGCUGCCUACUCUAACUACAGGCUCUGGGAAUCAACGGGGUUCGCCCUGGCAUUUUUGUACAGCUCCUUCCUUUGCAUUUUGCCUAAGAUAUCCAUCCUUAUCGUCUUGCUUUUCAUUGGCAUGGUCGGAUACGUAACCGCCGAAAUUCGUUUUCAAAGGGCGAAGCACGCUUACAACUUCUCAAGUACCUAAAGGUUUUAUUGGAAAUGAUUCAAAAUGCCUCUUUAAAGUUAGUAGUAACUAACAAAAAAGUUACUACAAAUUCCUCGUAUUAAGAACUUUUGUAUUUAUUUCAUCCUUAUGUAUAUAUAAUUUGAUUUUUAUAUAUCAUUUAUGUCACUGGAAUAACAAUAACUAGUAUAGAAUGUGCUAUAUAAUUGCCUUAUUAACAAAUUUCUAUAUUUUAUUUCAUUCUCUAUAAUUUUUUUAUUAAAAUGCUAUUUACACAAUCGAUGUAAUAAUGCACUGAAGUUAUUGAAAAUUUCCGUAUUUAUUAUAUCAUUCUAGUUAUUACAAUGUUAUUGAAUAAAUCGGCAUAAAACGUUUUGUAAAUAUUUUUAUAUUCUUGUACGAAUAAAUGAAAUUAAUGAAACAAGAGGAAUAAUUUCCUUUUCUAAAAUGG
Argiope bruennichi is the source of this 2126-nucleotide messenger RNA. Its product is annotated as protein unc-93 homolog A-like. NCBI's taxonomy places the organism in Eukaryota, Metazoa, Arthropoda, Arachnida, Araneae, Araneidae. The coding region runs from base 227 to 1696 and encodes 489 amino acids. Gene Ontology annotation, biological process: regulation of potassium ion transport; regulation of muscle contraction. Gene Ontology annotation, cellular component: plasma membrane; striated muscle dense body. The record is from RefSeq and is a predicted model, not a curated record. Gene Ontology annotation, molecular function: potassium channel regulator activity. The transcript has 5 exons.